GCUUUAUGUAGCCUAUAAGAACCCCCCACGCUGCUCACGGCAUUCAACCUCAACUACGCAAGAAAGAUGAGUCUCACUGCUAAGGACAAGGCAACAGUCAAAGCCUUCUGGGCUAAAGCAUCUGGCAGUGCUGAGGCAAUCGGCGCUGAUGCUAUUUCAAGGAUGCUGGCGGUGUACCCGCAGACCAAAACUUACUUCUCCCACUGGAAGGACCUGAGUCCCGGCUCUGCCCCAGUGAGGAAGCACGGAGGAAUUGUUAUGGGUGGAGUUGCAGAUGCUGUGAGCAAAAUCGACGACCUGACUGCAGGUCUCCUGAACCUCAGUGAGCUGCAUGCCUUCACUCUGCGAGUGGACCCUGCUAACUUCAAGAUUCUGUCCCAUAACCUCCUGGUGGUCUGUGCCAUCAUGUUCCCCGCCGAAUUCACCCCUGAGGUUCACGUGGCAAUGGACAAGUUCCUGGCUGCCUUGGCUCGUGCCCUGUCUGAGAAAUACAGAUAAACUGCAAACAGGAGCAGGAGCAGAUGAUGCACAGCAGCAUAUAUGCUUGUAUACUGUCUGUCACUCUGAAUACGAAUAAAAUAUGAAAUUAAA
This is a messenger RNA of Micropterus salmoides (largemouth bass), 591 nucleotides long. Its product is annotated as hemoglobin subunit alpha-1. The record is from RefSeq and is a predicted model, not a curated record. The transcript is spliced from 3 exons. Lineage: Eukaryota; Metazoa; Chordata; Actinopteri; Centrarchiformes; Centrarchidae. Gene Ontology annotation, molecular function: peroxidase activity; organic acid binding; haptoglobin binding. Gene Ontology annotation, biological process: hydrogen peroxide catabolic process; oxygen transport. The coding region runs from base 67 to 498 and encodes 143 amino acids. Gene Ontology annotation, cellular component: haptoglobin-hemoglobin complex; hemoglobin complex; blood microparticle.